UGCUAUCGCAUGCUAUAAUACAUAGCACUAAAGGCAGACUCUUCUCACAAGCGUCUGUAGCCUGCCUACCAUUAAAUUCAAACCCUGUUUUAGUCUCUUUUUUUUUCCUGCAACGGCCCAACUCCGAUGUAUUCCGUUAUCAACGAGCAGAAGGCUGACAUUUCCGCACCUGCCUCAGUAGGGAUCGGUGGAUAGUAUCACAACGAGAAAAAGAAACAAGGGCAUAGGAACACAGUGAACGAAAGAGAGCGAGAGGGAGAGAGAGACAUAGAGGUUGAUCUGGACACGACCAGAGAUAGAUACACAGAAGCUUCAAGUAAUUAGAAUCGAUGGACGAAAUGCUGCUGUUGACAAGAAUCGUGCUGGUGGGCUUGACCUGCCUUGCUUUCGUAUCCUCUGGGUUGGCUUGUGGACCAGGCAGGGGCUAUGGAAGAAGAAGACACCCGAAGAAAUUGACACCUUUAGCUUAUAAGCAGUUUAUUCCCAAUGUUGCAGAGAAGACCCUGGGGGCCAGUGGCAGAUAUGAAGGGAAGAUCACAAGGAACUCUGAGAGAUUUAAGGAGCUGACUCCCAAUUACAAUCCUGACAUUAUCUUUAAGGAUGAAGAAAACACUGGCGCUGACAGGCUUAUGACACAGAGAUGUAAGGACAAGCUGAAUUCCCUGGCUAUUUCAGUGAUGAACCAGUGGCCAGGAGUUAAACUGCGCGUGACAGAAGGCUGGGAUGAAGAUGGACACCAUUUUGAAGAAUCGUUACACUACGAGGGAAGGGCAGUGGACAUCACUACUUCUGACCGGGACAAAAGCAAAUAUGGUACUCUGUCCAGGCUAGCUGUGGAGGCAGGAUUUGAUUGGGUGUAUUAUGAGUCUAAAGCCCACAUCCACUGCUCCGUCAAAGCAGAAAAUUCGGUUGCUGCUAAAUCGGGAGGAUGCUUUCCCGGCUCAGCUUCGGUGAUUCUCGAGGGAGACAGAAGAAAACUGAUCAGGGAUCUCAGACCAGGAGAUAAGGUCCUGGCCGCAGACGAGGAGGGUAACCUCGUCUACAGCGACUUCAUUAUGUUCAUGGACAGAGACACGGAAAACAGGAGAGAGUUCUACGUGAUAGAAACCAAAGAGCCCCGAAGGCAGAUCAAACUGACGCCUGCGCACCUCCUCUUCGUGUCCGACAACACGACGGAUAACCCGCACUCCCUGAAAGCGACCUUUGCGAGCCACGUCAGACCCGGACAAAAGGUGUUCAUCGUCGACGACGUACGUCAGCAGCUGAAGUCCGUGACCGUGGAAAGGAUUUAUAUUGAAGAAGACGAAAGCUCCUUCGCUCCCGUAACCGCCCAGGGAACCAUUGUAGUUGACCAAGUGUUGGCUUCAUGUUACGCAGUUAUAGAAGACCACAAAUGGGCACACCUGGCCUUUGCGCCGGUGAGACUCGUUUAUGGUCUGUCAUCGCUACUGUUUCGCAAAGAUUAUUUACUGUCGAACGGCACCUUUCAAGAGGAAGGUGUUCAUUGGUACUCAAAUGUGCUAUAUCAAAUAGGAACGUGGGUCUUGGACAGUAACUCCAUUCAUCCAAUGGGGAUGCCAAUAAACUCCAGUUGAAACAACUAACAGCAAAGCAAAAUAGGACUAAUGUAGGAUAAUAAACGAUAGUAGAAAUAAAGAGACAGAGACCCCGGAGGAGUUGUGGGAUAUUUAUUGCAUUGAACAUUUAUGCUUUCUUUUUCAAAGAAUAAAUGGACCUCCAAGAGCCUUAAAACUUUUCUUUGAAUAAUUUAUUCUCAUGAGAACUCUAGCUGGUACCACUUGAACGGAUUCUCAUACUGUGUGACCAGCCAAACGUGCAGAAUCUAUUUUUGUAUAUCACAAGCCAACAGCAAAGAAAACUGGAAAAAGGAAAAAAAUGAAACCUUCUAGACAGUUUGUAAUGUUCUGUGCAUAUGUGCAACUGACUGUUAUCAUAUUUUGGGGGUUGAACCUACUUCUUGGGGUCCAUAAAUUAUAUUUUUAUACGCAGAAUUGUAAAUUAGAUUUUUGACAGAUCGUUACUUACUGAAUCACAUUUCGUUAUUUGAAAUAGUGUAAGAUAUGAGAAUAUAUUAUUUUAAUUUAAAUAGUUGCAGAAAUAUAAAGUCUUGGCAAUCUUGUACUGUUUUGUGUUUAUUAAGAUUGUGUUUUUUUUAAUUAUUAUUUCUAUUUUGUAAACUGGCCACGUUACUGUAAAACAGACAGCCGCCACGAGCUGUCUCUUAUAGGCUACACGGUACAUUUUUUUCUUUUUUUACAAUUUGUUUCAGAAAAGACUUAUAAGUGCACAACAUGACGACUUCAUUAUAUGAUAAAGUAGUAGUACAAAACCAAGAUGUUUCUUUUAAUAAAUUAAAAAUAACUGCUGUAAAUUUACUAAAAUGUAUUUUUUGCAUAUUUUGUAAUAGUUAAAUAGUUUUAUAGAAAUAAAAUGCGCCAGAUGCACAGUUUGAAUAGUAUAUAAAACAUAAGGUGUUCGUGCCAUCUAACUUUCAUAACAGGGCAAUAUGUCUAAAGAAAUGUUUAGAGAUUAUUAUUUAUAUGUUUAUUACAAA
Molecule: messenger RNA, 2575 nt
Organism: Lepisosteus oculatus (spotted gar)
Lineage: Eukaryota; Metazoa; Chordata; Actinopteri; Semionotiformes; Lepisosteidae
Gene: shha
Product: sonic hedgehog signaling molecule a
Biological process (GO): cell fate specification; intein-mediated protein splicing; protein autoprocessing
Molecular function (GO): patched binding; calcium ion binding
Source: RefSeq, a predicted model, not a curated record